UUGUGUAUCUCUUAGUUGUCAAAAUUCAGCAAAGUAAAAAUAUGGCGUCGACGAGAAAAUUUGGAUUCGUAUAAAAUUUGCAAGAACUUGUACAGUAAAAGCUUACUAAAAGUACAUUAAGUGCAGAAAAAUAAGUGUAAAAUAAGUAAACAAAAUGAUGGACAGUCCACCUCCACCCAGAGAUUCCAGUCUAAGGAACAUAAUCGACAAAUUGGCAGAGUUUGUUGCACGGAAUGGGCCCGAGUUUGAAAUGAUAACCAAACAAAAGCAACGCGGCAAUCCCAAAUUCGAUUUUCUCUAUGGAGGCGAAUUCGCUGACUACUAUCAAUAUAGAGUGACUGCCGAACAAAAUUUUCUGAAACAACAAGGUACCAUACCGCAAGCCUCGCCUCAUCAUAUAACGCCUGUACAUCAUUUGCCACAACAUCAUAGUCAACAGUCGUCAUUACCACCGGUGCCGCAUCAUUUUACUCAAGGUCCACAAAACCAAAUGCAUAUUAUACAACCACCUGGAAUGGCACAAAAUUCGCACGACGGAAAUACUUUGAAUAUAAAUAUGCAACAACCGCCGCCAACGGCAAAUAACAGUGCUAAUAUAGCAAUAAAUAUAACAGGACAAAUCGAGGCGAUUAACAUCCAGCAAAAUACUUUGCGUGAACAAAUUCAUCAAUCUGAGUCAAAUCUCUCUGCACAACACUCGGCAAUGAUGACACAACAAUCCAAACAAAUUGAAGAGGCCAUUGAAACGGCACAAAAUGGGCAGCUGGAGAAACAGGCCGAAGAUAAUAGCAUUGCGUUACGUGAAUUUGAUAGCAUUUUGCAGCCAAUAAUCGAAUCAUGCACCAAGGAUAGCAUAUCUGCAGGCAAAAACUGGAUAUUACAGCAUUCAUCCGACAGCGCAAAAAGCAAUGUUGUUUUACAAUAUCUUUUAAAAAAGGCUUUGGUCAAUGGUUCAACAUUUCAACAAAAAUUGCAUCUUAUAUAUUUAGUAAAUGAUAUACUACAUCACUGCGUACGCAAAAAUUCGAAUGACUUGAAGAACAAUUUGGAAAAUGUGGUCAUACCGAUGUUUUGCAGUGCAGAUUUAAUUGCCAGUGCAGACCAGCGUGCCAAACUUACUAAACUGCUCUCGCUGUGGGAGUCAAAGGCGAAAUUUUUCGACGCCUGUGUUAUAUCGAAGCUGCAAUCGCCUGACUCUUCGAUGCAAGAAUACAAAACAAAUUUGCAGAACUUGCAUCAGGAUAUUGUAACAAAGUUUGCACAAACCACGAAGGCCACAUUAGAGAAUUACCAAAAGCAGCAUCAAGUCUUCAUUCAACAUGCCACUCAACAAAUCACACAACUGGAGCAACAAAAACAACAAAUGGAACAGCAAAUGUUGGCAUCUGUGUUGCCCAAUGCAGCUGCAAUCUUGCCGGUAACUCCAACAUUACCUCCACAACAACAACAAUCAGUUAUGUCUAAAAUUCCAUCACUUAUGGCACAAAAGGUGUCGAUGCCAGGCACAGAUGAUGAUGAACUCAUAAAACCACCGGGUGUUGAUGACGCCAAUUAUAGUAGCGGCAGUGGUGUUGCAACUAAUCGCAACCAUCAUUAUCAACAACAGCAACAAAAAAACCAACAAUACGAUAAUAAUAUUAAUUUCGGACAAUCAUCGAAUGUUCCUCAACAUGCGUUAGAUAGCAUGCAACAGCAGCAGCAGCAACAACAACAACAACAGGGCGGUACGAAUAAUUUCUUCAUACCAGAUUUGUCGCGACCUCCUCCAGGCUUUGCAAGUGCUGGCAAUUCGUCCUCGAAUCAAUUGCCGGUAAAUUUGCAGCCAGCAUUUACACAAAUAAAUAACAUUCCUCAACAUCCUGUCAAUAGUAACAACAGUGUAGGCGCUGGUAAUAUGGAUGGUAGCAAUUUGAAUGCAGCUGGGCCCAACAUAGAUGUAAUGGCACUGAAUGCGGCCAUACAACUUGUGCUAAAUCAGCAAAAUCAACAAAUUCAAAAUUCUCAACAAAAUUUAGAUAUGAGCGGGCAAAUAAUGUCAAAUUCCGAUUUGCAAGCAAAUGUGCCGUCAUUGGCGCAACCGCAAAUGCCGCCCCAACAUAUGAUUGACAAUGAAGAUAUUCCCGGGCAAUUGGGUAUUAUACCGGCACAAAUUGAAGUUGAGGAGCAAAAGCCAUCAGCACCGUACUACGAUUUACCAGCGGGUUUGAUGGUGCCUUUGAUACGUCUUGAUGACUAUAAUUACAAACCGCUCGAUCCUGCGGAAAUACGAUUGCCACCACCCGCACCACAAAGUGAGCGACUGACUAAUGCAUUAGCGGCAUUUUACGCGCCUCCAACACAUGAUCGACCACGAGAUACUGAGGGCUGGGAAAAACUUGGUCUGUAUGAAUAUUAUAAAGUGAAGAAUGCGGCGAAAAAGCAGAAAGAAGAGGAACUACAGAAGGGUGAACGAGAAAAAACACGCUCACCUUCGCCUAUAGUUAUAGAAAAACCGAAAACGAAAAAACUUAAUAAGCGAUGUUAUCGUUCAAAAAGUCGCAGUCGGUCUAAGUCUCGUUCACCAUACAAAUCUCCACCUCCAGCCCGUUCAUCUUCCAAUCGUCGCAACAAUCGAUACAACCGAAGAAGCCGCUCACCCAGACGUUCGCCUCAAAGAGAAAGAAAUGAACGGGAACGUGAUAAUUCUAGCAGUAGUCGAGAGAAUAGGCCUGAGCGUGCUAAUCCAAGACGUGAACGCUCUGUUACCCCUCCUAGCUUCUAUGGAGGUAAUUUUCCAAAACCUAAUGAAUUUAUUGAAGAAACAAACAAGGGCCAUCAAAUGCUAAAGAAAAUGGGUUGGGCUGGUUCGGGUACUGGUUUAGGAUCAAAACAGCAGGGCAUCGACCAACCCAUUUCAGGCGGCGAAGUUCGCGAUCGCAAAGAUAUGUUCAAGGGGGUUGGAAUUAACAUGAAUGAUCCGUUUGAAAAUUUCCGUAAGAAUAAAGGUGCAGCUUUUGUGCACAGAAUGCGUGCACGAGAUGACAAAAGUUAAAUUAAUUAUUUUGUAUGAUAUCAAAAUAUUGAAUAUUAUUUGAAAAGGCUAAAUUAAAUAAAAGUUCUAUUGUAGAAACAUUAAUUCUUUGUUAACGAAAUGAACAGAAGAACGUAUUACAAUAUUAUUAUUUUGUUCG
Messenger RNA from Ceratitis capitata (Mediterranean fruit fly), 3170 nucleotides. RefSeq names its product calcium homeostasis endoplasmic reticulum protein (gene scaf6). Gene Ontology annotation, molecular function: RNA binding. The transcript is spliced from 13 exons. The coding region runs from base 155 to 3031 and encodes 958 amino acids. Gene Ontology annotation, biological process: RNA processing; intracellular calcium ion homeostasis. The record is from RefSeq and is a predicted model, not a curated record. NCBI's taxonomy places the organism in Eukaryota, Metazoa, Arthropoda, Insecta, Diptera, Tephritidae. Gene Ontology annotation, cellular component: perinuclear region of cytoplasm.